AUGAGCACUUUAGAGCCAUCCUUGCGCACGACCCACGACUUACUCCUUUGCAACGAAUGCGGAACCCAGUAUCCAGUCACCACGCAGUCCGGAAAGGACGAGUGUAAGAUAUGUGACGACCCGAGGCAAUAUGUUCCUGCUACAGGCCAGGUCUUCACCACUCUGGGGAGAUUGAAACAGCAAGGACACCGCAAUACGUGGUGGCAAGACGAAGAGAAUCCGAGGAUAUGGUCUGUGAGGACGGAACCCAAGGUGCAAAACUACCAGAUCAACGCCACGUACGGUCGGUUCACUGCUGACACAAUCCCCCCAGUUCGCCAUCGGCCAACGCGCCAUGCUCGUCCAGACCGCCGCGGGAAAUGUCCUCUGGGAUCUCAUCGCCCUUCUCGAUCAGGAGACCGUAGACAAGAUCGUCCAGCUGGGGGGAUUGAAAGCCAUCGUCAUCAGUCAUCCACACUACUACACCACCUGGUCCGAAUGGUCGCGGACCUUCCAAUGUCCCGUCUACAUUGGCGAGCCGGACAAGCUCUGGCUUGAACGGGUAAAUUCCAAAGGAGCAGAUAUCCGCUUCCUCCAAGAGCCAUACACAACGGACAUCCUGCCUGGCUCCUCCGACCUCACGGCGAUCCUCGCCGGUGGCCAUUUCCCAGGCUCUCUCCUCCUCCACUGGAAAGCACCAGACCACAAGGGAAUCCUCUUCAUCGCAGACACGAUCUUCACUUCCCCGUCCGCGAUGAAUCCAAACCCGGGGAAAGCGGGAGUGAUCAGUUUCACGUUCUUCUGGAGUAUCCCGAAUCGCAUCCCGUUGCAUCCAGAUGACAUUUUCCGGAUUUGGAAGCUGGUCAGGCCGUUGGAGUUUGAGACUGCUCUUGGGGCGUUUGCGGGACAGGAUGUCAGGACGAGGGAGGGGGAGGUUGAGAGGGGGACGGGCGGGGUGAAGGGGAGGUUGUUGGAGAGUUGUGGGAUUUAUGUUAGGGCUAUGGGAUGGGAGGAGCAUGAGAUUUUGGGGGAGAGGUUGUGA
Molecule: messenger RNA, 1021 nt
Organism: Lecanosticta acicola
Lineage: Eukaryota; Fungi; Ascomycota; Dothideomycetes; Mycosphaerellales; Mycosphaerellaceae
Source: the annotation of a GenBank genome assembly